Beta vulgaris subsp. vulgaris (sugar beet) is the source of this 1053-nucleotide messenger RNA. RefSeq lists its product as uncharacterized. Bases 1 to 1053 code for a protein of 350 amino acids. Lineage: Eukaryota; Viridiplantae; Streptophyta; Magnoliopsida; Caryophyllales; Amaranthaceae. The transcript has a single exon. The record is from RefSeq and is a predicted model, not a curated record.
AUGAAGGAUGGAAGCAUAAUCCUGCAUUCUCAUACAAGAACACUCAAGCACAACUCAAUCCACCUCCUCCACCUCGCAACAACUUUUAAUGCACCACCAGGUUUUCAAGCUAGAGCACCAUUCAAUCAUCAUGUCAAUCAAGGUGUUAAUCAGCAACCUCCUCCAAUUCAACAGAAGAGCAACUUGGAGAUUAUGAUGGAGAACCUUUUAGCCCAACAAACUAACUUUAUGGCUCAACAAGGUAAGCAAAAUGAGAAGACUGAUAACGCAAUUCAACAGAUUCAAGCUCAGAAUAAGCUCUUGGAAAGUCAAAUAAGCCAACUUGCACAUCAGGUGGGCCAAUUAUCAAAAGCUCCAGGUCAUUUUCCCGGUAAUAGUGAACAACCACCUAAGGCUCAUAUCAAUGCUGUGAUUUUGAGGAACGGAAAAGAGCUACAAGAUCAUCCUUUGAAGAAGCCAUCAAAAAGAACUAUGGAAGAGAUGGUUCAAACUGAGAAAGUGGUAGAGAAUGAGAUUGUGGAAGAAGAGAAGAAGGAACCUACUCCUACCCCUAUUCGUCCUUACACGCCACCAGUUCCAUUCCCACAAAGGUUGGCCCGUGCAAAAUUAGAGAAGAAAUAUGGGAAGUUCCUUGAUAUACUGAAAAAGUUGCACAUAAACAUACCAUUUUUGGAGGCUAUCUCUGAGAUGCCAUCUUAUGCAAAAUUUCUGAAAGACAUGCUCUCAAACAAGCGGAAGAUCGAGGAAAAUGCAACUGUUUCACUUACAGUAGAAUGUAGUGCUAUUUUGCAGGAUAAGCUUCCCAAGAAGCUAGGGGAUCCGGGUAGCUACUCUAUCCCUGUGAAGCUUGGCAAUAUUGAAAUAAAAAAGGCGCUUUGUGAUCUUGGAGCAAGUGUUAGUCUAAUGCCCUUGUCAAUUUGCAAGAAGCUUCAAUUGGGUGAACCAAAACCCACACGCAUCUCCUUACAGUUAGCAGAUAGAACUGUAAAGUAUCCACUUGGUAUCCUUGAAGAUGUUCCUCUCCGUGUUGGGAAGUUUUUUCAUUCCAUGUGA